AUGGCUAGUGAUGACGCCAUUGAUGGUGGUGACACCAUGGCUAGGGGUGACGCCAUGGUUGGUGGUGACGACAUUGAUGGUGGUGAUGCCAUUAAUGGGAAUGACGCCAUAUACGGUGAUGCCAUCAUGGCUGUUGGCGACACAAUGGCUGGUGAUGCUGCCAUGGCUGGUGGUGAUGCCAUGGCUAGGGCUGGUGAUGAAUCCAUGUCUGGUGAUGACGUCAUGGCUGGUGUUGACGCCAUUGCUAAUGAUGAUGCCAUGGUUUGUGACCAUGCAAUGGCUAGUGGAGACAAAACCAUGGCUGGUGGUGACGAUGCAAUUGCUGGUGGAGACAAAGUAAUGGCUGAUGGUGACGAUGCCAUGGCUGGUGGUGCCGCAAUAGCUCAUGACAGAUCUGAUCAGGCCAACAAAUACCAGCGCAAUUGA
Molecule: messenger RNA, 426 nt
Organism: Procambarus clarkii (red swamp crayfish)
Lineage: Eukaryota; Metazoa; Arthropoda; Malacostraca; Decapoda; Cambaridae
Source: RefSeq, a predicted model, not a curated record